Melopsittacus undulatus (budgerigar) is the source of this 6281-nucleotide messenger RNA. RefSeq names its product mitogen-activated protein kinase 8 (gene MAPK8). The transcript is spliced from 12 exons. Gene Ontology annotation, cellular component: cytoplasm; nucleus. Gene Ontology annotation, biological process: response to mechanical stimulus; positive regulation of apoptotic process; protein phosphorylation. The coding region runs from base 89 to 1372 and encodes 427 amino acids. Lineage: Eukaryota; Metazoa; Chordata; Aves; Psittaciformes; Psittaculidae. The record is from RefSeq and is a predicted model, not a curated record. Gene Ontology annotation, molecular function: JUN kinase activity; ATP binding.
CCGGCCCUGGCUCAUUACUCAGCGGCCGAGGUAGGAGGCGGUGGCCAGAAGCAAAGUUUGGAUGAAGUGAUCUAGCUGAGUUGCCAUCAUGAGCAGAAGCAAGCGUGACAACAAUUUCUACAGUGUUGAAAUUGGAGAUUCUACUUUCACUGUAUUGAAACGGUAUCAAAAUUUAAAACCAAUAGGAUCAGGAGCACAAGGCAUAGUAUGUGCAGCUUAUGAUGCUAUCCUUGAACGAAAUGUUGCAAUCAAGAAGUUAAGCCGACCGUUUCAGAACCAAACCCACGCUAAAAGAGCCUACAGAGAGCUUGUUCUUAUGAAGUGUGUUAAUCACAAAAAUAUAAUCGGCCUACUGAAUGUGUUCACACCACAAAAAUCCCUGGAAGAAUUUCAAGAUGUCUACAUAGUGAUGGAGCUCAUGGAUGCAAAUCUUUGCCAAGUGAUUCAGAUGGAGCUCGACCAUGAACGAAUGUCCUAUCUUCUUUACCAAAUGCUGUGUGGUAUCAAACAUCUUCAUUCAGCUGGAAUUAUACAUAGAGAUUUAAAGCCCAGUAAUAUAGUAGUAAAGUCAGACUGCACUUUGAAGAUUCUUGACUUUGGACUGGCCAGAACUGCAGGAACUAGUUUUAUGAUGACGCCUUAUGUAGUGACUCGUUACUACAGAGCACCAGAGGUCAUCCUAGGGAUGGGAUACAAAGAAAACGUUGACAUUUGGUCAGUUGGGUGCAUCAUGGGAGAAAUGAUCAAAGGUGGUGUUUUAUUUCCUGGUACAGAUCAUAUUGAUCAAUGGAAUAAAGUUAUAGAGCAGCUAGGAACACCAUGCCCUGAAUUUAUGAAGAAAUUACAGCCUACAGUCCGAACUUACGUGGAGAAUAGACCUAAAUAUGCUGGAUAUAGUUUUGAAAAACUCUUUCCAGAUGUCCUUUUCCCAGCUGACUCUGAACAUAAUAAGCUUAAAGCAAGUCAAGCAAGGGAUUUGUUAUCAAAAAUGCUGGUUAUAGAUGCUUCUAAAAGAAUCUCAGUGGAUGAAGCCCUGCAACACCCAUACAUCAAUGUUUGGUAUGAUCCUUCAGAAGCAGAAGCUCCUCCACCAAAGAUACCAGAUAAACAGUUAGAUGAGAGGGAGCACACGAUAGAAGAAUGGAAAGAGUUGAUAUACAAGGAAGUCAUGGACCUGGAGGAGAGAACCAAGAAUGGGGUUAUACGUGGACAACCAGCCCCUUUAGGUGCAGCAAUGAUCAAUGGCUCUCAACAUCCAUCUUCAUCGUCAUCUGUCAAUGAUGUGUCUUCAAUGUCAACAGAUCCAACAUUGGCCUCUGAUACAGACAGCAGUCUAGAAACCUCAGCUGGACCUCUGGGUUGCUGUAGAUGACUACUUGGUCUUUUGGGGGGUGGGAGGGGGGUCCUUUUAGUCAUUAAUAGGGCACCUUUAAAAUUUGGUGGUAUUUUUGAGUGUUUUUUCAAAAAUAAUCGUAGAAUUCAUCAUAAAGUGCUGUAAUUUUAAACUGUAAGUUGUGUUAAAAGCAGCCACUUUUUUGCUGUAAUUAACUGUAAAAUAUUAAACCUGAUAAUUUUUAUUGUGGUUUUAAAAUCUGCAUAUUUGCUUUACUGUUAUGCUGCUGACUUUUUUUACUGAAUUUGUAAGAUUUGUUUUAUCAAAGCACAUUAAUGUUGUGGUCAUUACCAUAUAAUGAAUUAUUUAAGAUUUUAUAGGUUUUCAAUUUUUUAAUUAGAAUUUAUUCCAGAUGUUUUGUUCAUGAUAUCCUUCAAAGUUUUAUGCUUGGUCAUGUGUCCAUGUCCAGGUGAAGGGGGAGGGAAUUCAGUGCAGCCAGCUGUAGUUUGGGCAUACUACUCUGGUGCUGGCAGUGAACAAAAUCCUCUUUUAUUUUGGCCACUUGCCUGUGAUACUUCAGCAAAAGCAACAAUUAGUGAUUCUUUUUUUUUUAAGAGAAACAGUAUACAAUCCUUGGCAGAGUAAUCAUAUCUGAACAGUUUUAUGAACUUAAGGAAGCAAAGCAUAUCUUCAAAGCUGCAGAAAUAUCUAGCCUAACAAAGUAAUGUGAUAUUUUCUGCAGAGUUGUGGCAUGCCAAAUGUUGUGAUUGCCAUAAAACACAAGGAUACUUCAUGAAUAAUACAUUGCAAUGCCAAUAAACUGUUUACUUCUAGCUUGUAGCCUGUUUUUGUACACACAAAAUGAAAUGUAUCCAGGAUGUCUAGACUGCCAAGAGGGAAAACGAAUAUGCUGUAGCUAUACUGUCAUGCAAUAUGUGAUUCUUAGGAGUUUUAUUUCUUGCUAGUUUUGUCUAUGAAGGCAAGUGCUUUUUGGGUAAAAGAGGGAAUGACACAAAUGCAGUGGGGCAAAAUGUCAGCUGUUCUUUCUCCACCAAAAGUAACUGAUUGUUAAAAACCAUAGGAGAACCUCAGGAUUUCUGUAGCUAAUGCAUUAAGUGAGCAAUAUAUGCCAUCCAAAGGAGGGAGAAGUAGUGCUGUAUAAAUUAAUGUUUAUCUUCAUUUCACCAUAAGACCAGUGUAGCAGAAAUCUUAAUAAUGGUUCAUUUUAAGUCAUAAAUAUUCAGUAGUUUACAGCACUGAUGCUCCAGGUUUCAAUACUUUUUAAACAAAAGAUAUAUUGAAAUAUAUAGAACAGUUACUAAGUAGUCAUGUAAAAUGGUGCUGCUCCUCACAGAAGUAUUUUAACUGUUUACAUUUUAUAUUUGCAGAAUGAUUUAUGUGUAACUGACUUAAGUUUAUGUAUGAGUUUAACAAUCAUUCAGAAUUUAUUCCUUUGGAAAAUGCAGAUUUUUUUAGUGAAGCUAGGCUGUACAAUUGAUUGCCUUGUGUAGAUGCAUAUUUUGUGUAGUGAAUUAGAAUGUGAAGAAGAUUUUAAAUUAGUAAUGCUCACAAAAGUGAGCAUAAAAGAAUACAGAAGUCUUGCCAGGCACAGAGCAUAAGCAAAUAGUAUAACUGGCUACAGAGGUCAUUCAGGAAUGACAGAUGUUCUUCAGUGUGGUUCCUUCUGCUUGUUGGGUUAAAUAAGUAUGUUUUUGAAGUUGUAAUUGAAAGAGGAAAAAUGAUCUUUGCAGUAAGUUUCAGAAAAAAAUAGGAGUGAUAGUAAUGAUUCCAAUUUCUGUCAUCUUAGAAAACAUGCAGGAUUACAAGGAAUGGUAAUGUCUCAAAGAUGACUUAAAUUCUGUUUUCCUGGCCUGGCUAGACUACUGGUAAGUGCUGUGUGCAUGUAAUUUUGCUUUCCUCACUUGUAUCUGAUACUUCAGUAUUGCCUUUCUAAACCGUAUUUUUUAAGGCAAUUAUUUUUAAUGGAUCCUGCCAAACUGUAUAUUUUACCUCAGAAGAGGCAGGACAUGUUUGGAUUCAUUUAGCACUGAAACAUAGAAAAUCUGCUCAAGUUCAACAGAGACCGACAGAACAGUCUAUUUUGUAGGGUUUUUUUUAAUUGAAGUUUAAGCUGUGAAUUAAGCCAAAAUUUUGGUCAUACAACAGUACUCCAUUGUUACCUAGGGUCAAAUGAUAUUCUCAUCAGCCCAGUGUAAUGAAGUCAAGACUGACAAAAUCAACUUCUGAUGCCUGUAAAUGCUGUUAAGAACACAAUCUGGUAAUUAUAAUUGCUAUGUAAAUUUAUUUUGGAUCCCUCCAGAUUGCAGCAGUGAUUGAAGUAUUUUGAGACUUUGAAAUAAUUUUUGCUAUUGCUUUCCAGUGUCCCAGAGAAAAUAGCUUUAAAAAUUGAGUUUUUCUUCUUUUAAGGUAGGGUUAAUCAUAGAAUGUUUUGGGCUUAUGAAUGGGUGGGAUUGCCCACGGCAACCUGUUGCAGUGUGAGUGAACUGUACUUAAAGGGAUUAUUUCAGUAAGGUCAGAGCUUUGCCUGUGGAAAUGUAUAGUUCACUUUUGGCACCAUCUGCAAAGCAGUGUUGCUUUUCUUUUCCACUCAGUUGCCUGAAUUUUAGGCAAAUCAAAGUGAUGGUAAAUUCAGAUUCAGUAAUGAAAUUAUCAUAACAACAUGCUAGUUUUAACUUCCCUUUUCAUUUAUUGAAAUAUAAAAUUAUUUCAGAAAUAAUUGUACACUGCCACUGAUAGCAAACAAAUGGGCAGCUGGAGUUCAGCUGCCUUUGUCUACUGUUCCGAUGUUAGAUUAUAUACUAUCUAAUACACUGUACAAUUUUAUUCCUAAGGUAUUAUUAAGCUUUAUUUUAGUCUGUAAUUCCAAAAUCUUCUCAUGACAACAGGCUUCACUAAAGUGCAUGCAACUUUGCUCUUCUAGGGCUGUUUCAAUUCACUAGGAGUUGGUAGGGAUGGAAUUACAGUGAGCUGUCUGAUUUCUUAUGUCAGGUGAGGUUAAAAGUUGGACAACAAUGACUCGAUUAAUUUCAGCAUUCUCUGGUCAGAGCUGUGGCAGGCAGCAAGGAUAAAAUAGCUCCUCUCUUUUAGAAGUGUGUUAGAAGUGUGUUCAUGUGUAUGAGAAGCUGGGCUGCUAGAGCUGUACCCAUCAGCUGAACAGCCUCAAGGCCAAAUUGACCAACCAGAUCACCUCUGCUGUAUUAAGCCUGCUAAGCUGAGUUGAUCUGGUACUUUUCCUUGUGAGGUUACUGUCCAGCUUUGCAUUUUUAGUUUUGAAAAAGCUGACUAUGUUAUAUGCAGUAGUACCAUUCUGGAUAGGAAUUCCAGCUAGAUACAAAGAUAGUAUUAGCAUAAAUUGUUAUGUGCAAGUCCCCCUCUGCCAACCUCCGGGUGUGAAUUCAAGGAGGUAGAGUGGUUUAGGCCCAGCUAGUAACUUAGAUGGGGUGAGCUCUGUUGCAGGCAGUUGAGGCACUGCCACCCUCUGCUGCCUCUGUGUCUGAGUAUGGUAUUACUGACAUGGGUUGGCUCUAUGGAGAAUUGCUUCUCUGAAUGCAGGCUGUUUGGCUAGAGAGCAAAAAUUAAGCACCUUGACAGGCCUUUGCGUGAGUGUAAUGCCCUACUUUAGAGUAUAUGGCAUUCAUCUCAACGCUGCAUAAAGGAACAUGAUCUAAAAGCUUGUACAGGAGGAUGGUUCCUAUCUAGCCAGGGAUCCAAAGUGUAUGACAUUAACUGUUUCUCAACUAAGAUUAGAGGGGAAAGGGGUGAGAGAAGGUAGUUCACCUUACACUUGGGCUUACUGUUGCCAGUCGCUGAAGGAGGUGAAUUACUGUUUCUAGAUAUGUUUUUAUUUGCUGUUGACAGCAGCUUGUCUAUGCUGUUAAAAUUUAUUUCCCUUUCAGUGUUUAGAUUUUUACAUUGAGGACUGGAGCUGAGGCAGAAUUGUCUGCAUUUUUUAGGAUUAGAAAGAGAGGUUUAAUGAAGAAAUGUGCUAAGACUCUACUGCCUACCCAAAUUUUCAUUUAAUUUAUUCUUAGUUAAGGGCACUGGAUAAGAGUGGUAUUCUAAGUGAACUCUUUCACUCCCUUCUCCUCUUUAUAUAUCCCUGCAUUACAGAAACGUGUCAUGAAUCAGAUCACAUUGUGUUUCUACUUCUGCAGUUAAAAAGUUAAGCUAGGUUUUCUUGAACUACCUCACAUGAACUUUCUAUGUUUCUUAAGCAAAACUAACCCAUGCUAUUGGAACUACACUGAAUGUGAAUAGAGAAAUACACUUCCUUUAGAAAAAAUAAACCUACUGGCCAAUGUUGAGACAAUAUCAGUAAGUAUGUUUCUUAUAGAUUUCACAUAGGAUGGUCAUGUGUAAUAUAUAGCUUGUGUACAGUAAUGUACAUCUAGAAUAUUGUGUUAGCUGUAAAUUGGUGAUUUUAUUAUUGUAGUCUGGUUUUGUAGGUAAAAAUAGCUUACUAGUAACGUCAGCUCAUCCUUUACAUUUUACAAAAGGAAUAAUUCUUGGUAAGCUUUGCAUACAGAUGAAUUACUUUUGUAGGCCCAAUAUCUAGUCUAUUUUUGAGAGUUCUUUAACUUUUAUUACUAAAGUUUGAGAAAAAACCCUAAUUAUUGUGAUCAUUCCUUCUGCCCCUUUUGAAGUAUAUUCUUAAUUUUAUUUUGUCCCAAGAAAUAUGAAGGGGAAGAUACACCAUUAAAAAUGCUGAGAAAAACUGUCUUUUUUUUCUUCCCACAUUUGAUACCUUUUCCUGCUUUUCCUUUACUCCCUCCAAAUAAGCUGUUGGUGGGGCAUUACUGAGAACAUUGUGGUUUUUUUACUCAUUCAUGCCAUAGGUCAUUAUGUGUGCACCACUGGAAUGUAUACAUUGUUAUCUAGUAUGUCAAUUGGUUAUAAUGUUAUUUUAAAUAAAAAAGGGAAAAAAAAA